AUGGGGUGCUUUGAAGCUAUCAAGAAGGUAGCGAAACCCGCAGAGGGACAAUUGCUGUUUGCAAAUUGUUCACUUCUGGAUGCUGCUGCUCUGGAUGAGGUGUUUACCAAAUUCGGACCUUUUGAAGCGGUGAUCCACUUUGCUGCUUACAAGCAUGUCGGUGAGUCUCAGAGCAAGCCUCUGGAAUACUACGAGAACAACCUCACUGGCUCGAUCAAUCUGUUGAAGGCGAUGCGCAAGCACAACGUGAAGCGUUUGAUUUUCUCCUCUUCCUGCACAGUUUAUGGAGACGCUCCCUGUCCCUUCGACGAGAAUACGCCUACUGGACAUGGUAUUGAGCAUCCGUACGGAGAGACCAAGUUCAUGAUGGAGCGAAUCUUCAGCGAUGUGUACAAGCAGGAUCCGGAGUGGUGUAUCACGAUUCUGCGCUACUUCAACCCCAUCGGUGCACAUCCUUCCGGAGAUAUGGGCGAAGAUCCCUCGGGAUUGCUCUCCAACCUGGUUCCUUACCUGCAGCAGGUGGCGAUCGGUAAGAAGGACCACAUUAACGUGUUUGGUACCGAUUACGACACUCCCGACGGCACCUGUCUGCGUGACUACAUCCAUGUGAUGGACAUCGCGGAAGGCCAUGUGAAGGCUCUGGAAUACAUGCAGGGCAACGGCUACAAGGGCUACGACGUGUUUAACCUGGGAACGGGCAAGGGUUCUUCGGUGUUCGAGGUGAUUCGUGCGAUGGAGAAGGCCUGUGGAUUCGAAUUGAAGAAGGUUCUCUGCCCACGACGUGCUGGAGAUCGUCCAGAUGCCUACGCCGUUACAGAUAAGGCGGAGAAGUUGUUGCACUGGAAGGCGAAGUACACCCUGGAGGAUGCAUGCCGUGAUGCUUGGAACUGGCAGCACAAGCACCCCGACGGAUAUGCGGACUAA
Molecule: messenger RNA, 924 nt
Organism: Blastocystis hominis
Lineage: Eukaryota; Bigyra; Opalinata; Blastocystidae
Exons: 4
Coding region: 1-924 (307 amino acids)
Biological process (GO): beta-D-galactose catabolic process via UDP-galactose, Leloir pathway
Cellular component (GO): cytosol
Molecular function (GO): UDP-glucose 4-epimerase activity
Source: RefSeq, a predicted model, not a curated record